GUCCUCACAUAUCUCCCAAAUCCUGACUCCAACAGGAGGUGAGAGGAGGUCAUUAAACCCAAACUUAGCCUUGGAACAAGGAGACAAAGAAAGUUAUUAGUCAGGCACAAGGCCUUCUAUGUACAGACUGUGUUGGAGCACUGCCAAGAAAUCAUACAGCAGCAGAGGGCUAAGAGCCUUCACAGCAGGACAACAGGCUAUAGGACCUGGCUUCCAACCCUCCCACCCCCCACCAUAAAAGUUAUUAGUUUGGGCCAUUUAUAUGAAACUAACUAAGCACCCAGCUAGAAUUGUGAGAUUGUGUCUCAGAUUACCUCCCCUUCUUUCCAAGAAGAGCAUUUUCCUGAAUGAGACUUUCCUGCCAUGUUGCCCCGCCUUCUGUUCCUUGGCACUUCCUCCAACAUGACCUUUCUGUUGCAGUUUCACUGCAGUAUUUUCCUGAUGCUGUGGAGAGGCGCCUGGGGGAUUCCAAGACAACUUUUUCUGUUUCUGGCAUACUGUGAUCUCAAAAACGCUUGCUAUAUUUACAUUAAAUUGAAACCCUCGGCAAUGUAACAAUUAAUAUUGCAAUGUAAGACCAGAUCCACGAGAGGGAGAAAGGGCAACGUAACCAGGAAGUCAGCAUGACCAGACUAGACUCCUUGAAGACAGAUUAUUUGCAUUCAUUUCACUUCCAUGCAAUUUAAUUUUAUGUGUUGCAUUGAUUCAUCACUGAAAAUGCAAAUUCCACCUAAACUGAUAUGAAUCUUUGAGGCAGAAAUUCUCCCUCAUUUUGCCAGAGUUCUCUGUAGAUUUUGUUGUUACAACCCAUUCCUUUGUGCUUCUCUGUCCCUUUCUUUCUGUAAUUGUAAAUGCUCUUAUGAGCUACUUGGACAAUGCUCCUGUGGUGAACAGCUCUGGACUGUGCUAACCGUGCACAAUAACAGAAUUCCAGAAAGACCCAGGGAAAGGUACCCUCAGGAAUAUAUGGACAAACUUAACUAUUUUCAUUUCGAUCAGCAACCCAGGACCAUUGCUUGGAAAACUUAAAAGGCCCUGAAAGUAUUUGUACUAGUCUUCCAAAGCUUUUCUAGUCCUGGCAGGUCAGAAGAUACUUGACCUUUAAAAUCAAAUCUCUCUAAUUACUGUAUUAGCUUCCUCCACACUUGAUUCCAAUAUGUCUGUCUUUGGUGAUAUUUCAAACCACAAGAGGAAUGAUUAAUGCAUUGUAUUAUUACUAAAGUGCAAUCUGUGUGCUAGGCCUGGCCUCUGUAGACAUGUAGGAAGAAAUAGCCCCCUAACCUUGCUGAGCUGAUGCUAUAUAUGGACAGUAUACAAAUGGAGAAUGGAGUUGGUUGCAGUGUGGUGGAUAGAGAAGCUUAGUAUGCCACUAAUUUUGCUGGGUGGUCUUUUAUUUAUUAGCACGUGGUAUGCCUUUUGAGAGCAUGGCUCCUGAUCUGUUUUUAUUUCAAAUGCAACCUUGGUCUUUAGUUCUUGCUGCUUUUGAGACAGCAGCUGCCAAAAUCACAUCCGACUGUGAGUAAGUGGGAGGGGGAAAGCAAGUGAUAGUCUCAAUUAUCUGAUUUUUAUCAUUGCGAUUUCAUGACUUGGAUAUUCAUGAUUGCUGUGUAUGCUGUAGAGCUGAGACCCUAAGUUCUUUAGGGAGAUAUUUCUGUUUACAGCGUACGCUUGAAAAUGAAGACUCUGAAUCGGUCCAUAGCAUCUUAAUCUGGUGCUUUUUAGAAGCCUCCCCAGCAGUACAGGUAGCCAUUCUGGACUCUGGUCCACUGUAAUUUUUGCUCCCUCAUUACGUACUAACAUAGACGAAGAUGUAACUUUUAGUAAUGCUCUUGCAGUUACUGACGUGGUCCACAUGCUGUCAUUUAUUGUGUGUCUUUUUGAAGCUGUUUCUGCUGCUGCCACAGCAGUUUGCUUUGAAGAUUCCCCCAAUCUCCAGCAUAAUGCAGCACCUUGUCUAGCAUUAGCAUAUCCUUGCAGGGCAUGGCGGGAUGUGUCUCAAUGUUCUCUGGGCAUGGCUGUGCCAUUCUGCCCAGUCUGACAGCAGUUUCAUCCCAUUAUUUGCCUCUUUCUUUAGUGAUGGUCCCAUCUGUCGAAUCUGCCAUGAAGGUGGAAAUGGGGAGGGGCUGCUUUCUCCCUGCGACUGCACAGGAACACUGGGGACCGUGCACAAGAGCUGCCUGGAAAAAUGGCUCUCCUCCUCCAACACUAGUUACUGUGAGCUCUGCCAUACUGAGUUUGUCGUAGAGAGAAGACCAAGGCCCCUCACAGAGUGGCUGAAGGAUCCUGGCCCUCGUAAUGAGAAGAGGACCCUCUUCUGUGACAUGGUGUGUUUUCUGUUCAUUACUCCCCUGGCAGCAAUCUCGGGCUGGCUGUGUCUUCGUGGUGCCCAGGAUCACUUGCAGUUCAACAGCCGGCUGGAAGCCAUCGGACUGAUAGCACUUACUAUUGCACUUUUUACUAUCUACGUCCUUUGGACACUGGUUUCAUUCCGUUAUCAUUGCCAGCUGUAUUCGGAGUGGAGAAGGACCAAUCAGAAAGUCCGCUUAAUGAUUCCGGACUCCAAGAGCCCUCACCCCGUCCAGCAUUCCCUGCUCUCCACCAAGCUCAUGAAGAAGAAUGCAGAUGAAACAACUGUGUGAGUUAUCCCAGGCCAGAUAUCUUCCGAGUGGGGCAGCUGUGAGCAAGGCGAGCACGAGAGUGGCUUUGCAGGAAUUUCAGACAAGGUGUGUGACAGCUACAGCGACCUGGCAAAACAAUCAUCCCAACCAAAGGGACUUUGCACUCAGCAAGUACUUUAGUUUGAGGCAAACAAACAGAUGAUAAACAUUUGGAUGUGUGAGAUGGCCCCAAAGGGAUCUGAGUCCACAGAGACAGAAAGCCAGAUGUGUUUAUCUGCCAGAAUUCUUUCUUAAAACUAAAUACAUUAUGUGGAAAAAAAUCCCUCUAUAUAGCUAUAUAUAAAUAUUAUUUUUAAUGGCAAUGCAUAUUGUGUUUCAGUCUUUUUGUGUUGAUAUAGACAUUUUUCUAAGCUUCAGUAUAGAAUCUGGCAGCCUGAUCUCAUUCAGAGGCUGAAUCUGUGCCAUUUCUCAAAAUGAGCGUAUAAAGAACUCUUCUCAUUGGACAUUGCUAAAAGUUCCUGUCUCCUUUGCACUAAAUGGAUUUUGAGAUCAUUGCAGCAGGUUUUCUCCUUUGUUUUCUGUAGUGGUGGUAUUGUCCUUUUGGCAAGGUUGUGUGUGCUUUUAAUAAUUAUUAUAAUCCCAGAAGGAGUAAAAUGACAUAAUACUGAAUGGAGACAUUUUGUAUUGUAAAAUACUGUAAUCUUGCAAAUUUCACAAUGUUUCAGAAUAUGAAAACUCUCACUUGAAGCUGUGAGCUCAGAAAAUAUGAAAUUAUCACUUUAUCCCUAGGGCUCUGCUGUGUUCAGCUGUUGGUAUACUAUUACUCCUGCUAAACAUAGCACAGUGACUGACUCCAGGUGCUAAGAUGAGAUGAUCCUAAGAAUCACUGCAUGGGCCAGAGACAGCCCAUUCAGGAGACCCUUAUUUGCUUAAAACCAUCUAAAGACUAAGAGAGGAGCUGUUGCCACCUCCAAAAGAGCAGAGUUGAAUUCUCAGUGGCUAAUGUAUUCUGUUCAUGUUCCCUAAGAUCAACAUGUGCCCUGCAAGAAGUCUGAGAUACACUACCGUUAACUCCUGCAUGUAUCUUACAGGGCAUAUUCAUGUUCUGUAUCCCAAGCAGCAGGGAGGGAAAACCUCAGGACUCCCUGCAUAGUGACCUUCUGUGCACAUAGCCCCUGGGGCUGCUAUUUGGAGAGUCACUGAAAUUGCUGCCUGGACAGUCGAUGGCCCCAGGUAUUUUCAUCAGUUUUCAGGGCUGAAUGGGCUCCUGGGUCACUCUCUAGUCCAGGGCACGGGUUCCUCUUCUUGCCACCCAGUGCAUCCAGUUGCCUCUGCAAUAAAGCUUAGCAAAUGGCCCUUGACACCUUGCAGUGGAAGAUCUGCCAAGGGAUUUCCAGCAACUCUUCGUUCAUAGCUAGUGUAAAUGUUCCUCUUCCUGGCUUUGGCUUUCAGUCCUUGCCUCAUCCUCUUCCACCUCCCACUUCUGUGACCCUCAAACAAUCCCUCCUAUAUUUAAUAUUCUACUGUACACAGUGCCAGUCUGCAGGUGUUCGGUAACCAUGAUCCAGGCGAAUGCGGCCUGGCAAGUGCUCUGAUUAUAGAGAGCUAUUUUGGAGAGCAAUAUUCUGAGAUCCAAAUACUGCAACUAUUAAGGGAAAUAGCAAAGAGUAGGCAGGUUUGAAUUAUAGCCCUGUAUUUGCAUCCAUGCACCAUGAUUCUGAGACUUGAGUUGCUGAACUCAGAGGUGGAAUUUAGCUUGGAUAGCACAGUUCUGGGCCUUAGCCCCAUAGUUCCCAAAUUGCUGGAUUCUAAAUCCAAUGUGCCCUUUUCCGUUCUCUCUCCUGCCUGGCUGAGCUGGAUCCUUUUGCCAGUGCGGCCCCUCUCCCCACCCUGGCUUUCGGUUUGGAUCAAAGUAAAAAAUCCUUGAUGGGCAAUGCUUGCCUAACUGAUCAUGUGAAAUGCUCAGCUCUCUCUCCUGGGGUCGAUGGUACAUGUGGCCAGGGCUUUGCUGUCUGGCUGGCUUCCCUCCUGUGUCUGCCUUGCACUAUUCAUUGGUGAUUGGGCGGUAGGUUACUGUGGGACGUUUUUCACUCUUUUCUCCCAAGGUUUGGUGCGGGUUUGUGCAUGUUCCCAUCACUGAUUGAGGGAAAGUCUCUUCUCUCUCUGAUAGCUCCUUGGUACCUGGGACAAUAGUUCUCUCCUUUGUCACAUCCAUACAGUACAGAGGCUUUGCUCCCCUCCUCCCACUGCUGCCUUUCUCCCCAGCUUCCUAGGAAGGCCCUUGUCUCUUCCCUUCUGCUGGUUACCCAUCAGUCUAGACUCUCCACGGGGGCUGGCAUACCCUGUUGAAUUCCUUACAGCCCUGGUGAGACGGGAAAGGCUCCUUCAGCAGAGGUACCAUCUGAGGGGCUUGUGGGUGGCUGCACAACAGUAAUCAAAAUCUUGGUUGCGUUUGUGCGAAAUCACGAGGAGCCCAUUCAGACUCCUAGCAGCCCUAAGUGCAGCUUCAGGCUGCUCCACAGGUUUGGCCAGGUCUCUCUAGUGCUUUCCAAGAGCCACCUGAACUCACAGACACUGGCUGCUGGGUUAUUGGAAAAGCACAGCCACACUUCCAGGCUUAACUGCUCUUAAGUAGUAGCUGCCUCCCACUCCUUGCUGUUUUCUGCAUUAGUCUGUUGCACAUGCUGCUCCAUUUCUCCCCUGGGGUGUGAGAUCUGGUUACAGCCAUUCACUGUGCAGACACCUGUGUCUUGGGUGCAUUUUUCUCCAAAUGUGUUUCCCCUUUUAUUUGACCUCCCAGAUUCAACCAAUCCCUGGGAGGUGGUUCCUUUGACACAUCUAGCACAGACAUAAGUCUCAAAAUUCAGCUCAUAGUCAUAUGUACAUUCAUGAUAAUAGUAAUGACUCUAAUGUAACCAGUCUUUCAAAUAGAAACCCAGCGUUGAUACAAAUCUGCAACUGUGAAACCUGGGAGUCCCUCUCUCGGGUGAUGGGGGUGGCUGAUCCUCUCCCAAGGCAGUGUAGCUUUCUUUUCUCUCUGCAUCCUUGUAUUUAUAGUACUUUCCAAGUGAUCUGAGUUGUUGCAUGUGCCCCCGUAAAAUGGUGAUACCCACUUUUGAAUUCUCUAGGGCCUCCUCCUUCCCAGCAGAGACAUUUAGCUCUUGUGGAGUCUGGAAAAUCAGCGUCUCUGCUCUCGCACGUUUUAGUGUCCCGGAGGAAAUACACCCUGUGAUUAUGUAAAUAAAAGUGAAACAACUUU
Molecule: messenger RNA, 5877 nt
Organism: Dermochelys coriacea (leatherback sea turtle)
Lineage: Eukaryota; Metazoa; Chordata; Testudines; Dermochelyidae
Gene: MARCHF2
Product: membrane associated ring-CH-type finger 2
Exons: 4
Coding region: 1989-2639 (216 amino acids)
Biological process (GO): protein ubiquitination
Molecular function (GO): zinc ion binding; ubiquitin-protein transferase activity
Source: RefSeq, a predicted model, not a curated record